CAGAUUUUGAAACAGAAAUCAAAGUCAAAAUCAGAUGAUAUUUUGCGAUUGUUUUGCUUUGUUUUUGUUGUGGUUUUAGUUCUAACAAAUUGCAAAAAAACACUUAUAAAAAAUGGCAAAAUUUUGCCUGAAAGACAGCGAUAAGUACUACUUAUCACUUUCAGAACAACCAAAGCGAUUUGACGCAGAUAGUCCAGUAACAAAUGUAUUUUUUGAUGAUACAAAUGGACAGGUGUUCACUGUCCGAUCAGGGGGUGUUACGGGGGUCACGGUCAAUGGAAUGGAUGACUCGAAAAGCACUUCUUUCAGAAUGGAAGAUAAAGGACCUAUCAUUUCUAUAAAAUUCUCCCCUGAUCAUAAAGUACUGGCGAUACAAAGAAACCUUGAGGCUCAAAUUCCAAUGGUUGAAUUUGCCAAUUUUAAAGAUCUUGCGCCGACGAAUGUUGAAUAUAGUCACACAUGUAAAUGGAAAAAUGCAAAGAUUUUGGGAUUUGUAUGGCCGAAAGUGAAUGAAAUUGCCUUCAUAACAGACCAUGGAAUUGAACUAUUGCAAGUGUAUCCUGAGAAAAAGCAAUUGAAGACAAUAAAGAGUACUUCUUUUAGCGGAGCCUGGUUUUCAUGGUGUGUUCAAAGCAAUAUUGUACUGUUAGCUGGUAACAAUGGAGCGUUACUUCAACCUUUCUCUCUCAAUAACUCGACUAUAACUAAGCUUCAGAAAUUAGAAUUGGAUUCCUCCAGGCCAGUAGUUGAAAGGGACGUGUUUGUAUUGCGGCUGUGUGAUGCAUCAUGGUGCGCUAUAUUCAGGCACGGCAACCCCGUGACAGCGGCCACUGGGCCUACUGAGGUGUGGUUGAUGCCAAUUUCUGGUGGCGCCGGUAUCCAGCACGUUCUGAAAACAGGCCUCGUGGGAAGAUUUGCCGUCAGCGUUGUGGACCAUCUUCUGGUCAUCCAUCAUCAGUCCAGUCAAACGUCACAACUAUUUGAUAUAAUGGAGGAAACGAAACGCGAGGGCAACAUUGCAAUGCACUUGCCCAUAGUGCAGGGGAUAUCCAUGAAACCGGCGAUUGUCGAUGGAGUGGAGUGCCCCAUGUAUUCCGGCAAUUGGGUUGUAUUUCAACCGGACUAUAUAAUAGAUGCAAGACUGGGGUGUCUAUGGAAGGUGCAACUCAUACAUUCUGGACUGGCCCAUACUGUACCGAAAGAAGAAAUAUCAAAGGUAGUGGGUGUUCUGUUGAGGCGGAAAAACGGAAAAGACGCAAUUUAUCAAAUAUUAAAUCAGCUGGUCACGGACGCGGGGACUUACCUCGUCGAAUUGUCCAAGGUGUUUGAUGAAAUCAACGCGGUUUACAGGAGAUGGGCGGACCUGGAGGUGGCCCGCAACACGGCGGGGCACGUGGGCGACAAGUGCGCAGACACGUUCCCGGUGCUGAUCUCGCAGGUGGACCUCUGCGACCACGUGCUGCAGCUGCACGCUGAUGACGAGCAUCUGGUGCCGGUGGUAACGGCGUACCUCGGGUCGCUGUCCCGCCACGACAUGGUGGUGCAGCACGCGGCGGCCGAGCUGUGCGUGCGCGCGCUGGUGACGCGCGGCGCGGGCGGCCGCCUGCGCGCGCUCGUGCGCCGCGGCUGCCUCGGCGACGCGCGCCCGCUCGCCUGCCAGCUGCUCAGCCUGGGCCACAUCGACCCGGCCGCCGCGCAGCUCGCGCUCGACAUGAUGUGGCGUCUGCGCGCCUAUGAGGAAAUAGUGGAGGUGCUGUUGAGCUGGGACGAGCCGGUGAGCGCGCUGGGCGCGGCGCGGCAGAGCGGCGCGGGCGCGUGGGGCGCGCUGGCGCCGCGCAAGCUGCUGGGCGGCGCCGCGCGCGCGCCCGCCUUCCGCGCGCUCUACCACGCGCUGCGCGCGCGCAACGAGCGCCUGCGCGGCGACCCGCACUUCCUGCGCGGAGAACAGUGUGAACCAUAUAUUGAAUACUACAAACAACUUAUGGCCGAUUCGUAGAAAAUUUCGUGUUAAAUACAUAGGUUUUAUUUAAAAUGUGAUUCGAAUCUAAUUGUAUGAAUUAUUAUAAUAUAAAUAUUUUUAUAAAAGGACUUGUACAUAAAUAGCAUUUGAAAGAAUUAUAAAAAAUACGUGGCAAGUAGCAAAAAAAAAGUAUAGGUCUGUAUACUAUACACAUUAUAAAUAGGUAACGAAAUCAGGAAGAUAUGUUAGUAUGUAUAAAGGAAAUGAUAAAUGUACCUUUAUUUCUACAUUUAUACUACACUUAUUAAUUGUUUAUUUAUUUAUAAUUACUGUU
Zerene cesonia (dogface butterfly) is the source of this 2294-nucleotide messenger RNA. It is a transcript of the gene Bulli, whose product is annotated as regulator of MON1-CCZ1 complex. The record is from RefSeq and is a predicted model, not a curated record. Gene Ontology annotation, cellular component: Mon1-Ccz1 complex; lysosomal membrane; late endosome membrane. The transcript has 12 exons. Lineage: Eukaryota; Metazoa; Arthropoda; Insecta; Lepidoptera; Pieridae. Gene Ontology annotation, biological process: regulation of autophagy. The coding region runs from base 113 to 1996 and encodes 627 amino acids.